This is a messenger RNA of Thamnophis elegans (Western terrestrial garter snake), 2764 nucleotides long. It is a transcript of the gene PIGV, whose product is annotated as phosphatidylinositol glycan anchor biosynthesis class V. Lineage: Eukaryota; Metazoa; Chordata; Lepidosauria; Squamata; Natricidae. Gene Ontology annotation, molecular function: GPI mannosyltransferase activity; alpha-1,6-mannosyltransferase activity. The record is from RefSeq and is a predicted model, not a curated record. Gene Ontology annotation, cellular component: mannosyltransferase complex; endoplasmic reticulum membrane. Gene Ontology annotation, biological process: GPI anchor biosynthetic process.
AAGUGUAUCAGUUGGUUACAAAUAGAAAAAAAAAACAAAAAAAACCCUUUCCUUUUACAUCAAAACCUUGGUUCAUCUAAUAGUGCGAUGUCUCAGGAAAAAGGCCUUGCAUCUCUGUUUCCCACACCCCUUUAAUACAGUCUCUUCCAGUAUGGCAACUUCUAGAAUGUGUACUAGGAUUCUUGAUCAAAGAAUUAAUGAUAACUUAGUGGCUCUUCUUGGUCAAAUGCUGGGAGAAGAACUUGGUAUAUGUGGAGAGCAUGAGCUUGAGGAAGGUUGUAACAAAGAUUAGAUCUGCAAUCAGUACAUUUAAAUCACAUGCUUCUCAGGAUCUGCUGACAUUUUUUAAAACAGGAAUGCUUAAAUAGAACAGGAACGUAUAUAUGCAAACUCUUGUGGCAUGUUUUAUGGUAACUUGUUUCUAUACUAGAAAGUGUGCUCUGGUCCUACCUGCUAAAAUGACCAAUUAAACUGUAGUUUUAAAACCGUACAAGCUAUUGCUAGAAAUAAGAAACUCUGCAGUGAAUGUGCUUGCCAGAGUGUUCGUAGAAUUGUCCUUUUUUAAAAAUUGGAAUUGACCUGUGCCACUUUUCACAGCUGAUUCAAUGUAUGCAGUAGUGACAGUUUCCUAUAUGUAUGCAAGCUGCUGCACUGAAGUGUGAAAGGAAGAUUAAAACCUGAUCCAAGAUUGAAUCCCAGAAAACAACAAAAAAAAAUCAUGAUGGUGCAGUUUGUUUGUUUUUUGAACCAUUCCUAAAUGAAUGAUCUUCAUCCUUACUGGUAAAAAAAAAAGAAGCUAAUAUGAAAUUGAAGUUCUUUGCUGGAGAAUUGCCUUUGUGGCGGGAACUGUGCAGAGCAGAAACCUGAAAUCAUCUUCGUGGAUGAAGAUUAUGUAUGAUGAGGGGUAAAAUAACAAUAGAUGUUAAAGUUAAAUCCAUGCAAACAACAUAACUCUUUGGCAGCUGGAACAGUUUAUUCCUGUCACUUCUGAAGGCUUUCAACAUUUCUUACCGAAAUACCCUACAUGGAUGUUUACAAUGAUCCGAGCUUCAAGGCCAGGAUGCCACUAAGGAACUGUAGAAACACACGUUACCAAGAGGUGGUUUGCUUUGCAGUAUUUUGCAGAAUUGUUACACUCCUGCUUCAGGCACUUUUCAAUUUCCUGAUUCCCGAUCAUGCCGCAGACGCCUUCUCUCCUCCCCGUCUCUCUGACCCCGGGUUCUUGGACCAGCUGCUGGAAUGGUUCCUGGGAGGCCUCUCCCGUUGGGAUGCAGAGCACUUCCUGUUCAUAGCCGAGCAUGGCUACGUGUAUGAGCACAACUGUGCCUUCUUCCCCCUGUUCCUGGCCCUAAAAGCGGUUGCAAGCCUGAUCUUCUGGCCUCUCCAAGGCUUUCUCAGCUUCCGGAGCUGCCUGCUCCUCUCUGCAGUUCUCCUCAAUGCUGUUUUUUCUGUUUUAGCCUCUGGGACUCUCUAUGAGCUCAGCUUGGCAGUCCUGCAGUGCCGAAGGAGGGCUUUUCUGUCGGCCGUCCUCUUCUGCCUCACUCCAGCUAAUGUCUUUAUGGCGGCUGCUUACUCGGAAAGCCUGUUUGCCUUCCUGGUGUUUGCUGCUUUGUGGAGGCUAGAGAAAGGGCAUCCUUGGCUUAGCCUCCUCCUCUUUUCGUUAGCCACCGGAGUACGUUCCAACGGGCUAAUUAACGCAGGUUUUCUCAUCUAUUCCCAGACAAUCUUCGCUUUCAGCUUUCAAGCAAGUGAAAGCGUGUUGCAAAAGAAAAGCCAGUUUCUAAAACUGGCUGCUGCUUUGGUGCUGAUGUCGGCCUCCGUGGCUCUGCCUUUUGCUUUGUUUCAAUGCUACGCCUACCUUAAGUUCUGCUGUCCCAACAUUGGCCUGGGAUACGCCAUUCCGAAGCCGCUGUUGCAGUUGGCUGAAUCCAAGGGCUAUCGUGUUGCAGCUUCAGAGGGCGGGAUGCCCCCGUGGUGCUCCUGGAACUUUCCCGUGCUCUACACUUAUAUACAAGACACCUACUGGAAUGUUGGCUUCCUCCGGUACUUUGAACUCAAACAGAUCCCAAACUUUCUACUAGCUUCUCCCGCUAUUGUGUUGGGCUCUUGGGCGAGCUGGUGGUAUGUCACCGCCAAUCCCUGGCACUGUCUAACGCUUGGCCUGGUGAGAAGGAAGAGCACAGGCACGCAAGACCAUGACUCACACAAGCCAGCAGAGGGUUUUGGUUCUCCUGCUGUAUUCGUCUACGUUGUCCACGCAGCAGCUCUGUUGGUGUUUGGGACCUUUUUCAUGCACGUCCAGGUACUUACCAGGUUUUGGGGUUCUUCUUCUCCAGUCCUUUAUUGGUUCUGUGCUCAUCUGCUCUAUGACACUGAGCCUUUGCUGCAGGAUGGAGCCUCCCCACCCAAGCACAGAAAAUCCUUUGCUGAAAAACUCUCAGUGGAUAAUUUCUUUUCUACCUGCUGUAGACAUGAAAACCCCGUAUGGAUGCUUCUGAGCAGAUGGAAACAGAGCAGGAUUCUCACAAAAUGUAUUUUGGGAUAUGUACUUUCCUACUGGCUCCUGGGGUUGGUCCUUCACUGUAAUUUCUUUCCUUGGACAUAACCAUUUUGAACCUAUAUAUACAGUAUAUAUACUGGCCGAACAGGCUGAAAAUCUUUCAGAGAGAUCCUAUCUUCUGUAAACUUGAUAACAUUUACUGCUAACAAUUGAAGGCGCAGGAUUGAUUUAUCUGAAAGUGGCAGUAAACUCAACCAGUGAGAA